CGGCCGGAGUGUAGCGGUUUUUGAAACUCAUGAUAAAGGACGGCGCCAUCUAGCAGUGUUGUUUAAAAAGUCGGAAAGAAAGGUGUGCUGGGAUGGGUAAUCUUCUUAAGGUGCUUACCAGGGAAAUUGAAAACUAUCCACAUUUUUUCCUGGAUUUUGAAAAUGCUCAGCCAACUGAUGGGGAAAGGGAAGUGUGGAACCAGGUUAAUGCAGUUUUGCAGGAUUCAGAGAGCAUUCUUUCAGACCUUCAAGCCUAUAAGGGAGCUGGACAAGAGAUAAGAGAUGCUAUACAAAAUCCAAAUGAUAUCCAACUUCAAGAAAAAGCCUGGAAUUCAGUGUGCCCUCUGGUUGUGAGGCUGAAGCGCUUUUAUGAAUUUUCCUUGAGACUUGAGAAAGCUUUGCAGAGUUUGUUGGAGUCCCUGACCUGUCCGCCUUAUACUCCUACACAACAUCUGGAGCGAGAGCAAGCUCUGGCCAAAGAGUUUGCAGAAAUUUUACAUUUCACCUUGCGUUUCGAUGAGCUUAAGAUGAGGAAUCCGGCAAUUCAAAAUGACUUCAGUUACUACAGGCGGACAAUAAGUCGUAACAGGAUAAACAACAUGCAUUUAGACAUUGAGAACGACGUAAACAAUGAAAUGGCCAACAGAAUGUCCCUGUUUUAUGCAGAAGCCACACCAAUGCUGAAGACCUUGAGUAAUGCCACAACAAGCUUUGUGUCUGACAACAAAACGUUACCCAUUGAAAAUACGACAGACUGCUUAAGUACAAUGGCCAGUGUAUGCAAAGUCAUGCUGGAAACACCGGAAUACAGAAGUCGAUUUACCAGUGAAGACACGCUAAUGUUCUGUAUGAGAGUCAUGGUUGGUGUUAUAAUCCUGUAUGACCACGUGCAUCCUGUGGGUGCUUUCUGCAAGACGUCGAAGAUUGAUAUGAAGGGAUGUAUAAAGGUUCUGAAGGAGCAGCCACCUGAUUCCGUGGAAGGGCUGUUAAAUGCUCUCAGGUUUACAACCAAACACCUGAAUGAUGAAUCCACUUCAAAACAGAUCCGAGCUAUGCUUCAGUAAAAUCCUGCGACCGAGGAGGGUUCUUUUACUGACCUCAAAAGAUGUAUAUGUUUACAUAAUUUAAUACAGAUUGAUGUUAAUACUUAUGUGUAUUUACAGUACAUAGCCAUUACCUACAUGUCACUGAAACCUCCACUGUAUUUUUCUCCUUAACCCGACUGAUUCUGCACAACCUGCGCUGACACUCCAUUACUAUGUGACUUGCAAGAUGAACAAUGUCUGUGUAAUUUUUUUUUUUCUUUGUUUUGAUUUCCUUUUUAUCAAAGUGCUUAAACAAUAUUUAAAAAUAUUGUG
This is a messenger RNA of Xenopus tropicalis (tropical clawed frog), 1358 nucleotides long. It is a transcript of the gene cyria, whose product is annotated as CYFIP related Rac1 interactor A. Lineage: Eukaryota; Metazoa; Chordata; Amphibia; Anura; Pipidae. Gene Ontology annotation, biological process: regulation of actin filament polymerization. Gene Ontology annotation, cellular component: membrane. The record is from RefSeq and is marked provisional. Gene Ontology annotation, molecular function: small GTPase binding.